GUUUACGCCCCACUUUUCUUCCUUUUAGCACCCCGAGACUCUCACUCAAUUCACUCGGUAGUAGAAGGAGCCGCGCAGUGGCAGAGGAGGAAGAACGGAUCUCACAUAAGGGGUAAAAUCAAUCAAUGGCGAUGGCUUUUCUAAAGAAAACUAGUAAUCUUCUUCAUCAUCAUCACCCAAUUGGUUCACUUGUUGCUGCUAGGAAGAUUGGAAUUCCAUCUUCAAUACGUUUCCUCAAUGAUCGCAGCAACACUCGAUUGCCUAAUUUCGUUGAAGAAAAUGAUGUUAUUGAUAGAACAUCAUCUUCUCUCUCUGAUUCCUUCUCUCGUCUCCGUCGUGAUUCCUCUCCUAAUCUAGGUUUAUCAGAUGUUUUUGGUCAAUCUUCUUCGCCGUCCAGAGGUCCUAGGAUGGAUAAUAAAUUUCAAUUUACAAACCCACCUAGAGGACGAACUGGAUUCACUGGAUUAAAAAGAGUUGAUGCAACAGAAGAUGACGAUGGUAGAAAUAUCAAGGCGAAUACAGUUGUAGUAAGAGUCAAAGGGUUUACUAAUUUCAGGAAAAAGAAAGAAGCUGUCUUGCGAUUGAGAGAAGCAUUAGGACCCAAAUAUCAAAUUAUAAACGUACAGGAUGUCACCAACCUUCCACAUAACGGAUGCCGACUCCCCAAGAAACGUCGAAAGUAGAACAUGAGAAUGAAUUUCAGGUUUAUAUAGAGUGGCUCAUCUCUCGAGGAGCCAACAAUUCACUUCUUUCAAAACUGACGAGAUGGCGGUUGCUGAUGCUGCAGGCUUUACAGGACCAAUAACUAAUCAGUCUACCUCUUCAGUUUAAAAUACUGCAGCAAUUACAUUAUGUGUUACGUUUUUAAGUUGUUUUUUUUUUUUUUUUUUUUUGAAGCAUUUUAAGCUGUGUUUUAGAUAGCUGAUAGUUGUUAAUUCACCAGAAAUGGUUAUAAAUGAGAUUGAAAUCAACAGUUAUACUUUUUUGAAGAUGAUAAACAUGAUCUGGUAAUGUUCAAUGAAUGGUAUUUUGCUGCUA
Molecule: messenger RNA, 1038 nt
Organism: Papaver somniferum (opium poppy)
Lineage: Eukaryota; Viridiplantae; Streptophyta; Magnoliopsida; Ranunculales; Papaveraceae
Exons: 4
Coding region: 126-683 (185 amino acids)
Biological process (GO): translation
Cellular component (GO): ribosome
Molecular function (GO): structural constituent of ribosome
Source: RefSeq, a predicted model, not a curated record